CCCGCAUCAUCCUGCGAGCCUUCCCCGCGCGGGCCCCCGACCCCCGCGUCCUCCUCCUCCUCCCCCACCGGCGGUGGCCCGGAGAGCGCUGCGCGGGCCCGGCCGCCUUCUCCGCCCUCCGGACCCCGAGGAGCCAGCAUGCUGGUGAUACCCCCCGGCCUGAGCGAAGAGGAAGAGGCGCUGCAGAAGAAAUUCAACAAACUCAAGAAAAAGAAAAAAGCAUUGCUGGCUCUCAAGAAGCAAAGUAGCAGUGGCUCGGCCAGCCAGGGUGGCGUCAAACGCUCACUGUCAGAGCAACCUGUGGUGGACACGGCCACAGCAACGGAACAGGCCAAGCAGCUGGUGAAGUCAGGAGCCAUCAGUGCCAUCAAGGCUGAGACUAAGAACUCAGGCUUCAAACGUUCUCGGACCCUGGAGGGGAAGUUAAAGGACCCUGAGAAGGGGCCUGCCCCCACCUUCCAGCCGUUCCAGAGGAGCGUUUCCGCUGACGAGGACCUGCAGGAGUCGUCCAGACGUCCCCAGAGGAAAUCUCUGUAUGAAAGCUUUGUGUCGUCCAGCGAUCGGCUGCGGGAACUGGGACCAGAUGGAGAAGAGUCAGAGGGCCCCGGGGCUGGUGACGGCCCACCUCGAGGCUUUGACUGGAGCUACGAAGAACACGGUGGUGGCCGCUCCUCAGCCUCCCCUCCCCGAAGCCGCAGCCGGGACCGAAGUCAUGAGAGAAGCCGAGAUAGGGACCGCGACAAAGACCGCGACAGAGACCGGGAUCGAGAUAGAGACCGCGACAGAGACAAAGACAGAGACCGCGCCGACAGAGACAAAGACCGCGACAGAGACCGGGAGCGAGAGCGCGAGGGCCCUUUCCGCAGGUCAGACUCGUUCCCCGAGAGGAGGGCCCCUCGGAAGGGCAACACCCUUUAUGUGUAUGGAGAGGACAUGACGCCCACCCUGCUCCGAGGGGCCUUCUCUCCCUUUGGGAACAUCAUCGACCUCUCCAUGGACCCGCCCAGAAACUGUGCCUUCGUCACCUACGAAAAGAUGGAGUCUGCAGAUCAGGCCGUAGCUGAGCUCAAUGGGACCCAGGUGGAAUCCGUGCAGCUCAAAGUCAACAUAGCCCGCAAACAGCCCAUGCUGGACGCUGCCACUGGCAAGUCUGUCUGGGGUUCCCUCGCUGUCCAGAACAGCCCUAAGGGGAGCCACCGGGACAAGAGGACCCAGAUUGUGUACAGUGACGAUCUGUAGGAGCCCUGUGGAUAGCUUCAUGGACACGAAGCUGGACUCCUUGUGCCUCAUACGCCUGCCCCCAAGCUGGUCUCAGUAAAACUCAGGGCAGAAGCUCA
Molecule: messenger RNA, 1337 nt
Organism: Mesocricetus auratus (golden hamster)
Lineage: Eukaryota; Metazoa; Chordata; Mammalia; Rodentia; Cricetidae
Gene: Nelfe
Product: negative elongation factor complex member E
Exons: 11
Coding region: 139-1239 (366 amino acids)
Biological process (GO): negative regulation of transcription elongation by RNA polymerase II
Cellular component (GO): NELF complex
Molecular function (GO): RNA binding
Source: RefSeq, a predicted model, not a curated record